Colletotrichum destructivum is the source of this 420-nucleotide messenger RNA. Its product is annotated as Putative Zinc finger C2H2-type. Gene Ontology annotation, biological process: regulation of transcription by RNA polymerase II. Gene Ontology annotation, cellular component: chromatin. Bases 1 to 420 code for a protein of 139 amino acids. Gene Ontology annotation, molecular function: RNA polymerase II cis-regulatory region sequence-specific DNA binding; DNA-binding transcription factor activity, RNA polymerase II-specific. NCBI's taxonomy places the organism in Eukaryota, Fungi, Ascomycota, Sordariomycetes, Glomerellales, Glomerellaceae. The transcript is spliced from 2 exons. The record is from RefSeq and is a predicted model, not a curated record.
AUGACAGACAACUCUAGACCGUACGUCUGCUCGUUCUGUGACCGAGGCUUCCGCAAGAGCGAGCAUCUUCAACGGCACAGGCGCACCCACACCAAGGAAAAGCCAUACAAAUGUGAAUGCGGGCAGGCUUUUGCAAGACAGGAUCUCCUGCGUCGCCACGAGCGCGUGUCUCAUCGGCACCUUGACGAUGCCUUGAGCGGAGCAUGCGGCACAACUCGCCUACCCAGACGCCCUUCUGGGUGUUCCUCGCCUGGAGACCCUGUCAGUUUGACGAGAUCAUCGCAAGAGCCGCUUGCAGAAACGUCUGCCAUUGGAGCCCCGUAUGACAAGAGUCCAGAUGCUGUCCCGAACACAGCUUCAGGAUCGUCACUAGACAGGGCCUUGCCGCUUCCUCCCGAGUAUCAGAACUUAGGUAGAUAA